UUUUGAAAAGCAGUUAGUCUGUAGCUUUGCAACUGCUCACACUAAACCUUUUCGGAUCUAAAUUUUUCAGGUUGUACGCAAAUUUGGCUUCUUUUCCUUUCCUUUGGUUAAAUAAAAUGAAAAUGUUGAAGUCAUUGAGUCUACUUCCCCGUACUGUUUCUCCGUUUCAAAAAUGUUAUUCGACCGAUCUGAUCAGUUUGGUAGGCAUUCCCCGGGUCAAGAUAACCAAGGGUCAGAAUCGUUAUUUGUUAGUGAAUAUUCAUACGCAUGGCUUCACGAAAUACGGAAGAGUUAUUGUCCGAGGCGCCGAUGUCGACAAUCACUUGACGGUGUUUGACUCCAUUUUGGAGGAACUAGAGCCACAGGGCAUCUGUGCGAAAAUCCUCGGUGGUGGAAGGAUUCUCAACGAGGCGGACAGCAAGAAAAUGAAGAUUUAUGGCACCUCUAGGACAUUCGGCAGUGCUGAUCACACAAGGACGAGGAAUAUACUUCAUUCGUGGACCACAUAUAAGGACUUCAAGAUAACCGUUAAGAAUUAAAGUUGCAUAUAUUUCGAAAAUGUAAAUUUAAUAUUAAUUAAAAAAAUCGAAUAUAAAA
Messenger RNA from Drosophila teissieri, 597 nucleotides. RefSeq names its product sex-regulated protein janus-B. The transcript has 4 exons. NCBI's taxonomy places the organism in Eukaryota, Metazoa, Arthropoda, Insecta, Diptera, Drosophilidae. Bases 117 to 539 code for a protein of 140 amino acids. Gene Ontology annotation, cellular component: cytosol. The record is from RefSeq and is a predicted model, not a curated record. Gene Ontology annotation, biological process: peptidyl-histidine dephosphorylation. Gene Ontology annotation, molecular function: protein histidine phosphatase activity.